GUACCGAAUUCAGCUUUUCAUAAGUGGAAAACAUAUUUCUAACAAAAAUCUCUUGAUUUAAAUAGAUAAUCCAAAUAAAAUAAGUGAAAAUGUCUGAUCAAUUGCAAAAAGAAGAGGAAAAACUUUCACGUAUUGAAACUGAAAUAAAUGAUAUUGAUGGUCAUAUUACAAACAUCAAAACAGGAAACUUAUCAGAAGAAAGUGACGAGCUGGCAAAACUUUUAACAGAAAACACUAAAUUAAAGUUUCGUCUGGAAAUCCUCAAAAAGGCAAUCGCCAACGAACGUAAAAAUUGCAAAGCUGACACUAUUCCUUCUGAAAUGAUUUCCAUUCGGAAUUAUUUGAAUGAGCUAUUUGGAUCAGCUAUCAAAGCAGCAUAUCCUGAAUUAUCUGAUCCUCCAAUUGUCAUAACUGAAUCGACAAAAGUUUCUUUCGGUGAUUAUCAAUGUAACAGCGCAAUGCCAGUAAGUCAGCUGUUAAAAGCAAAAAACAUUAAAGCUUCUCCACGUGAUGUUGCUGUUAAGAUCCUUGAGAAUCUUCCAAAUUCUUUUCUUAUUAAUAAAACGGAAAUUGCCGGCCCAGGUUUCAUCAACAUCUUCAUCACCAACGAGUAUGUCGUGUCAGCAAUAUCAACAAUUCUUAAGAAUGGUGUUUUUCCUCCAACAACGAAGAAAAUGCGUGUUGUCAUUGAUUUCUCCAGUCCAAAUGUUGCAAAACAAAUGCACGUUGGUCAUUUAAGGUCGACAAUCAUCGGAGAAUCAAUUUCUCGUCUUCUAGAGUUUGUUGGUCAUGAUGUUCUUCGUCUCAAUCAUAUCGGCGAUUGGGGAACACAAUUUGGAAUGCUCAUUGCUCAUCUUGAAGAAAUGUUCCCAAACUAUGUGAAAGAAUCGCCGCCAAUUGCGGAUUUGCAAGCAUUUUACAAGGAAUCAAAAAUAAGGUUCGAUAAUGACGAAGAGUUUAAGAAACGAGCAUAUGAUCGUGUUGUGAAGCUUCAAUCAGGCGAAAGUAACAGUAGGAAAGCAUGGCAAUUGAUUUGUGAUGUUUCUCGAUUGGAAUAUCAAAAAGUUUAUAAAGCUUUGGAUGUUACGUUAGAAGAACGAGGCGAAUCAUUUUAUCAAUCGCGAAUGGAGAAUUUGGUGAAAGAAUUGAACGAACGAGGCUUCUUGGAAGAAGAUGAAGGGCGGAAAAUUAUGUGGGGAAUUAAAGGAGAAGACUAUGGUGGAAUUCCAUUAACAAUAAUCAAGUCUGAUGGUGGAUUCACCUACGACACAUCAGACAUGGCAACAAUACGAAAUCGAAUUGAAGAAGAGAAAGGCGAAUGGCUUGUUUAUGUCACUGACGCAGGGCAAUCAACACAUUUCAAAUCGUUAUUCUCAUGUGCACGAAAAGUUGGCAUACUUGAUUCGAGUAAAGUUCGUGUUGAUCAUGUUCCUUUUGGAGUUGUUUUGGGUGAAGAUGGGAAGAAGUUUAAGACACGUUCAGGUGAGACUGUGAAGCUAUUGGAUCUCUUGGACGAAGGAUUGAAGCGAUCACUUGAGAAGUUAAAGGAGAAAGAACGUGAUAAAUUUAUGACAGCGGAAGAGUUGAGGAAAGCUCAAGAAAAUAUUGCCUAUGGUUGCAUUAAGUAUGCGGACUUGUCAAAGAAUCGACAGAACGAAUAUGUGUUCAGCUUUGAUAAGAUGCUUGACGAUAAGGGCAACACUGCUGUCUACUUACUUUACGCCUACACACGAAUCAAAUCAAUUGCUCGCAAUUGUGGAGAGGAAUUUAUUAAGAAUUUUGACACGAUCAAGAAAGAAACGAAGCUUGAGUUGACUCAUGAAAAGGAAUUGAAGUUAGCGAAAGUUCUCAUCCAAUUUCCUGAUAUUAUCGAGAAAAUCCUGAAAGAUUUGCAUGUCCAUUACAUGUGCGAAUUUUUAUAUCAAAUUUCAACAACGUUUACGGAAUUUUAUGAUGUCUGCUAUUGCAUUGAAAAGAAUCGGCAAGGAGAGAUUGUCAAAAUUAAUAAAAGUCGAAUUCUUCUUUGUGAGGCAACGGCCACUGUCAUGGCCAAAUGUUUUGACAUUCUCGGUCUGAAAACACUUGAUAAAAUUUAAUUUAAUUAAUCAUUUCAUUUCUUAUCUUUUUGUACUAAAUAAAAUCUGCCACUGCUGAGAAGACUCAAAUAAAUUUUUUUUUGUGUCAAUGAACUUAA
Molecule: messenger RNA, 2194 nt
Organism: Clunio marinus
Lineage: Eukaryota; Metazoa; Arthropoda; Insecta; Diptera; Chironomidae
Source: the annotation of a GenBank genome assembly